Fopius arisanus is the source of this 1683-nucleotide messenger RNA. RefSeq names its product NAD(P)HX dehydratase (gene Naxd). Gene Ontology annotation, molecular function: ATP-dependent NAD(P)H-hydrate dehydratase activity. The transcript is spliced from 3 exons. The record is from RefSeq and is a predicted model, not a curated record. Gene Ontology annotation, biological process: metabolite repair. Lineage: Eukaryota; Metazoa; Arthropoda; Insecta; Hymenoptera; Braconidae. The coding region runs from base 457 to 1518 and encodes 353 amino acids.
GCAUUUGUAUAUUAUCGAUCGAAUGAGUUCAAUAACUUCGUCUGCAAAUCAGUGUUUGAGAAAUAGGUAUUUAUAAAAUAACAACUCCGCGGUUCCCCAAAUAUUAUGACAAUCACGCGAAAACAUCAAAAGAUAAACACCACAUAGAACCCUGACAUUGGCUCACCUCUGACGUUGCAUUCCGGCGCUCCAGUCAGCUGUUUUGACCCGUCAUUGCUUCCCCAUUCAAAACAAACAUCAAAAAUAUUCCUGGAACUCACAAUCAUCUAUUUCUCCGAAAAAUCUGCCAGUGAAUGACCGGAAAACUCAAAAUUUUUGUUCAUUGCAUGCUGAGGUCAACUAAAGAUUUGGAAAUCCUGACAAUUUAGAAAAUCAAAAAAAUUUGUAGAAGCAGAAUAAACAUAACCUCGAGGAUUAUCUAGGUAUUAUACAUUUGAUUCCUCUAAUGAUCCCCAGAUGUUCCUCCCAUUAGCUUCAUUUAUCUCCAGAACCCCUAAAAAAUUCGGAAACCCCAAGCGCCCCGUCAUGUCAGCCCAGAUAUCUUUAGACGAGCGGAUGUUAAAAUCCGUCCGAAGAAUAGUUCCAUCCUUGAGUACAACGAAAUAUAAAGGUCAGGAUGGUAGGAUUGCGAUCGUUGGAGGGAGCACAGAGUACACAGGAGCGCCGUUUUUCGCAGGAAUGAGUGCCUUCAGAACAGGAGCAGACCUGGUGCACAUUUUCUGUACAAAAGACGCCGGUGGUCCGAUAAAAUCCUUCAGCCCAGAUCCCAUUGUUCACCCGAUCCUGGACCACCACGACGCGAUAAGACAGAUAAAACUCUGGCUGGACAGGCUGCACGUGAUCUUGAUAGGGCCAGGUCUGGGUCGUGACGAGAAGAUUUUCAAGACAGUGUCAGAGUUGAUUGGUAUCUGCAGAGAUCUCAAGAAACCAUUGAUAAUCGACGCAGACGGUCUGUACCUCAUUUCUCAGAAGCCUGAAUUGGUCAAGGACUACCCAGGACUUAUCCUGACACCAAAUGCCAUGGAGUUCAGUCGUCUGAUGAAGGCCUUUCUGGAUAGAACAGUCCAGCCAGUUCCAGUGGUGAAGAUCUCAGAGUUGAAGCACCUGGCGGAUUCCAUCGGGAAAAACGUCGUGAUCCUGAAUAAAGGGGCGAAGGAUACGAUUGUUGAUGGCCAUAAGGGAACGGAAGCUCUCUGUUGCGCUAUUUCUGGAUCAGGGAGACGAUGUGGCGGCCAGGGGGACCUUUUGGCUGGUGCUCUGGCUGUAUUCUGGUGGUGGGGUAUCACUGCUGGCCCCAGUGAAAUGGCACUCUCAGCUCCCAUGACAGCUGCCUACGCAGCAUCGAGACUAACCAGAGAAUGCAAUGCUGCUGCCUUCAAAGAGAAGGGAAGAAGCAUGCUGACGACUGAUAUGAUUGAACAUAUACAACCAGUCUUCAACAGACUCUUUGAACCUCCGAUCAACAACAAAUCCCUCUCCCUGAGCGGACGAAUACGCAUGAAGAGUUCUGACACUUGAGAUUGAGAUUUGAGGCGUGAGAUUUCUCGGAGAAGAAAAAAACGAAGACACAAGAGUAUUUAAAUUUCGUAUUUUAUCUUAUUCAAUUAAUAAGUGAUUCAUUGCCUACAGAAACGGAUAUACAUUUAGAAAAUAAUAAAUACUGUCGUGUUGCAUUUUAAGUAA